Molecule: messenger RNA, 1522 nt
Organism: Danio aesculapii
Lineage: Eukaryota; Metazoa; Chordata; Actinopteri; Cypriniformes; Danionidae
Exons: 2
Coding region: 229-1125 (298 amino acids)
Source: RefSeq, a predicted model, not a curated record
UUUAUCAUAAAAUACCUCCUCAUUCACUAAAUAUUUAUCUCUCCUACUUGGGGUGAACAAUCCCCUAACACACUCAUACAAACAAAUCUACUUUUAAACGUUCUGUCUCUCGAGCAUCCGCUUGGUGUUUGUAGCUUUAGCCUGCUAGCACCGCUGGUCAGCUAAAGCUACCAACCUCUUUCACUCAUUUAUUUUCUCACUUUCUGGCUUUGCUCUUCACCUUGUACAAUGUCGCUUGCGUGUCUGUCCUUGAGUGCAGGAGAGGCAUCGAUGGAGGCGCUGGAGCUGGAGCUGGAAGCGGUGGAGUCCCAGAUUCGCUCGCUGGAGACGAAGCGAGAGGGCAUCAGGGCUCUGCUCUUAACCCGUACUCGCUCGUCUGAGGUAAGUGUCCGAUACAACGACAAUCUCCCAGUUUCUUCAACCCCGCGUGUUUCUCUGUCCAGGCCCAGCGCACCGAGGACGCGGUGCACCCAGGCGUCGUUCACGCCGACUCCCGGCUACCACGGCCCCUGGGUGCAACCGCGUAAGGAGCUUGCCAGGUCCCGGGGCAGAACGUCUCCUCCUCCGGUGUUCGAGAUCCCCACGGAGAACCGCUUCGCCCCUCUCCGCGAGACGGGUCGCGAUGUUGCCAUCAUUGGCGACUCAAUCGUCCGCCACGUCCGCUCCACUUCCUCCAAAGGUAACAAAGUACGCACUUUCUGCUUCCCUGGUGCCCGAGUUAAGAAUAUUUCUGCACAGAUACCUACUAUCCUGAGCGCUGCCGAGAGCCUCGGUGCCGCCGUCCUCCACGUGGGGACGAACGACACCAGGCUCCGGCAGACGGAGAUCCUGAAGAAGGACUUCAGGAGCCUGAUCGAGACGGUUCGACGCACUUCGCCCGCCACGCAGAUCAUCGUUUCUGGACCGCUUCCUACCUACCGCCGAGGAAAUGAAAGGUUCAGUAGACUUUUUGCUCUGAAUGAAUGGCUAUUAACAUGGUGUGAAGAACAGAAAUUGCUCUUUGCCAAUAACUGGAAUCUUUUCUGGGAGCGUCCUAGGCUUUUCCGCGCUGAUGGGCUGCACCCCAGUCGAGCUGGAGCUGAACUCCUGUCGGACAACAUCACCAGAAUACUUCGCUCUAUCUGACUAGCCCUCAGACUAUGCAGAGUCACUGAUUCGAUCCAAGACCAACGACGAGAUGAUCCCAAGGUUUCCAUAUCCUGGACCUGGCCGAAUCCUGAACAACUACUGCGAUGGUCAUGGAAGAGUGGAGAACAUGAGACUGUUUCCUAUGACGCUCCAGAGACAGAUGAGUCUUCGCUGAGGCCAGCUUCCAGCCUCCGCCACUGAGACUGCAGCUCUGCACAAGACGUUUGGCCAGCGGAGAAAUUAAAAUGGUCGUGCCCAACUGAGCCUGGUUUCUCUCAAGGUUUUUUUUUCUUCACUUCCGCCUUUAGUGAAGUUUUUUUUCCCUCUCCGCUGUCGCCACUGGCUUGCAUGGUUCAGGAUCUGUAGAGCUGCGCAUCGUUGGAUUUGCUCUUCA